AUGAAUAAGAAAGAGGAGGAGUGUUCAAUCUCAACUCUUCCCGAAGAAUUAUGGGCUGUUAUAGGACAAAAACUCAACACUACUAUUCAUGUUAUUCAAUUUCGUAGUACUUGCAGUCUAUGGCGUUCUCUUGUUCCUCUUCCACCUUCAUCUCCUAACCUUUGCAUUCCCCAUCACUUAUGUUCUCUACUACAAACCAAAAUAUAUCGUAUUCAAUCAUUAUCACAUGAUCACAACCCUUCAACUUCAACUUCUUCAUCUUGUUCUAAUAAGUGGUGGCUCAUUAAAGUUUUUCAGGACCCAAAUUCUUCCAAACUUUACCUCUUAGAUCUCUUCACUAAUGAGAGACUAACAAUUGAGGAGACUAUGGAAAACAGUUUGAAUUUGAUGAACUUUCGAGUUGAGGAGUUGUUCGAAUUAUAUACUCUUUGUCUUAAAGUUGAAACUGAUUUCAGCUUUGAGCCUAGUAGUUAUGUUUGUAAAGUAAUCUUGUUUUCUGUUGAGGAUCGUUGCAUGGUCUUCGAACUCGAUUGUGAUGAAAUUUUGACAGUUUCCGAUAUCGGAAAGAACAAAACGACCGUCUUAAAGGAUGAUGGUGAAGAAAAUAAGUAUUUAGAUGAUAUAAUACUUUACAAGGGACAGGUUUAUGUUGUGGAUAAAAUGGGAACACUUUUCUGGAUCAAUGCUUCCUCUUUGAAGUUGGUUCAGUUUUCGCCGAUAAACUUGUGGUGCGAAGAAAAUAUACAGAAAUGGGAUUCUGAUAUAAACAUUGUGGAGUAUGAUGGAAACCUCUAUGUGGUUGUUUUGUAUAAUGUUUUUGUGGAAGUUUUUAAGCUUGAUCAAGAAUGGGGCAAAUGGUUAAAUGUGAAAGAUUUGGGUGAUGUUUCGUUUGUUUUAGGUACAGACUCAAAUUUUGCGUUGUUGGCUAAAGAUUAUUAUGGAUGCGAAAGAAAUUGCAUCUAUUAUAGCUAUUUUUGUUUCAGCUUGGAGAAUUCAAUGUCUAAACCUUGUAAUAUUUUUUGGCCUUGUCCAACUUUGUUUCAUCCAAAGAACAAGUAA
Molecule: messenger RNA, 1059 nt
Organism: Vicia villosa (hairy vetch)
Lineage: Eukaryota; Viridiplantae; Streptophyta; Magnoliopsida; Fabales; Fabaceae
Product: F-box protein At2g26160-like
Exons: 1
Coding region: 1-1059 (352 amino acids)
Source: RefSeq, a predicted model, not a curated record